Stylonychia lemnae is the source of this 2103-nucleotide messenger RNA. NCBI's taxonomy places the organism in Eukaryota, Ciliophora, Spirotrichea, Sporadotrichida, Oxytrichidae. The record is from the annotation of a GenBank genome assembly.
AUGAAAGCAAAUGAGGUACUUAAGCACAUUUAAGCGAAAAAAUCGCUAAAUAAAGAUGAUCUUAAAAUUAUAUUAAAACUGUCAGAUAAGGACAAAUAGUUUGUGAUAUCAAAGAUCUCCACUACUAGAUAGAAACUAAUUCUGAAAUACUUGGAGGAGCUACCUUUUCUAGAGGAUUCUUUUAACUUUCCAUUAUCAAGAAGAGAAUCUCAUCAUAAUCACAACGUGGGAAUUUCAUCUACCCCUGAUGAUCCAGAAAAAUUAGAUAGCUAAUAAUUAAGUCAGAAACUUAAUAUGAUAUCUCCCUAGUUAAGGCCCUAAGUAGCAAAAUAACCCUUAGCAAAAAUGAGUUGGAUGCAAAAUGUCAAAAAGAUUCAUGAUAAUUUCACCUUUUCAAAUGAUCCUAUUGAGAAUAAUAACAACAAUAAAUUAGGUUUAAAAAAUACAGCUAAUCCCUUGAACCAGGAUAACCUCAACAAUACAAACCAUCAUUAACUUUUUUAGGAUGAGAGUGAUUAAAUUUUAGCUCUAAUAAAAAGGAUCAUGUAUUCUGAAGGAGACCUAUUAAAUCUCAAAGAUGAGUGUGCUCAAUUCCUUAAAGAUGCCAUAUAUGUCUUAUGCAAGCUAUUUAAGACUGAGAUAAAAGAAGAGGAACUUGAGGAAAAGCUAAAAGAAAAGAUAAAAAAGAGAAACUAAAAAGUAAUUAACAAGAAAGAGUUAAAAAAUGAAAAAUUCAAAAAGACUGAGAAAAGUCAUGAUGCACAAGCAAGUACUUCUAAUCAUGCAAAUGGGAGCCAUUCUCACUGCAUGAAUUUAAUAGACAUGCCUCUAACACAAUAUAGAGAUAUUGAAGAGUAUCACGAGGAAGAAGAUUUAGAAGAUCUAGCUGAACAGGCUUAACUGGACGAGGAAUAAGAAAUAAAAGAAUCAGAUUUUUUGACAGAUAUAAUGGGAGAGAUGAUAAUACCUUUAGAAACACCGAAAAAGAAUGAUUCAAUUGAGGAAUCUAAACUUGGCAAUACUAAUAGUAAGCUAAAUUUUCUACUUGAAAAACCACUUUAAACUCCUUAACUCCUACAACACAAAUCGAUGAGUGAGGUACUUAAAGAACUCAAAGAAGAAAACCCUGAUGAAGAUGAGGAAGAUAAACCUGAAGAUAUGAUAUUUGGAGAAGAAUUGCAUUUAUUAGAUCAUGUACCUUAAUCUGCAUAGAAUCAAGAUACUGGAGUGAUGCAUGCUCAUUAUACUAUUUCAGAGUAAGAUAAAAACUUAGCUGAAGAGCGUCGGAAGGAAAGACUAGAGUUCUAAAGUAAUAGAAUCACAACUAUGGAUCAAGAUGAAUAUCUAGCAUUUCAUUAGUGCAGACUUGCAAACUUCCUAAGUCGAGGAAAACAUUUGCUGUGUCACUGGCUUGAUCUUAAUGUCGACCUCUUUGAUAAAAAGGAUUUGGAGAUAUUCUCUUAUGUGCUUAGAAUUAUCCUUGGUAGAAUUGUUGAAUAAGCAGUAAGAAACAGAAACUAGCAGGAAUCACAUUAGUUUGUAUUGAAGCAAAUCAAAACUUCAAUUGAAUUAGAAGAGUAUCACCUGGCAGUAGAUUAAGUUAAAGAAUAAAUGGUGAAAAGGAUUAGGAAUAGAGAGUUAGGCAUUGAAGCAUUCUAGGUCUUUGCAUAAGAAAAUCAAAUAAAGGACUCUCCAGCUAAAGAUAGAAAGAAAAUUCUCUCUAACAUAAAGCAGAAAUGGGACUUACUUGCAAAUUAGCCUUAUUCCAACUUGCAACUCAUCAAUUAGACUACCUAGCAUUAUGGAGUUAGCAAUAGCCAAUGCUAUCAACAGUAAGACUUUAUAAUGAGAGUGUAGGCUGAGGGAAAUGUGAUUGAAUAUCUGAAAUCUGAUAAGUCUAGGGAAUACGAACCAAUAAACUACUAUGCUAAGUUCUUAAAGGACCAAAUCACAAAGCAAACAAGUGAAAGUAAGAACUAAAACACAUAGUUCAAGGUGAAUAAGAAGUUCUUCAAAAACAUGUAUUACAAAGUUUGGAGUGAAAUGAAGGAUGAGGAUAGAUAAACUUACAGAGAGCGACAUCAUUAGUUGUAAAUGCAAUGA